UGCCUGUGUUGUAUUGACCUUGCUUUUUGUAUACGAUUUCUCUACCACAGGAGAAACAUAGCCAUGUUUCGCUCUCACACUUUGUUACGUAGUUUAAUUCGACAAAAACCUAGAACAACUUCGCAAGGCCUAGCCAGUUCUAGUUCAUGUGUUUGUAGCUCUAGUAAUAGUUUUCAACACUGCAAUUUAAUAAAGAGGUCAAAAACUUCAUUAUUUUCUUUACAAGAUGGAGUUACCAAUAGUCAUGGAGAAUAUAAAUCCUCUAGGAGGUAUUAUAGUUCAGGUAACUACCCAAAACAUGUUAAAAUUGUUCUACCUGCACUUUCACCAACAAUGGAAUCCGGUACAAUUGUGUCAUGGCAAAAAAAGGAAGGAGACAAAGUGUCUGAGGGUGACUUGCUAGCAGACAUUGAGACGGAUAAAGCAACCAUGGGAUUUGAAUCAGGUGAUGAGGGAUAUCUGGCCAAAAUAUUUGUACCAGAAGGAAGCAAAGAUGUACCACUGGGCAAGCUGUUGUGCAUUAUCGUAAGCUCAGAAUCUGAUGUCGCUGCAUUUAAAGACUAUGUUCCCAGCCCUUCGGAUGAUCAGCCACCUCCUGCUGGAAAAACAGCUGCCCCUCAGCCAGCACCUCCUGUGGCCAAGGCAACACCACCACCUCCAGCUCCCCAAACACCAUCUCCUGCAAGGUCUACCCCCUCUGCCCCUGCUGCGUCAGCAACAGUUGCUGCCCCUGGAUCAAGGGUGUUUGCCACACCCUUAGCAAGAACUUUGGCUGAAGAAAAGGGGAUAGAUCUUAAAAAUAUUGUUGGUAGUGGUCCUGAUGGACAGAUUCGUGCAAAUGAUGUUUUGUCAGCCAAACCAGGUGUAGCAGAACCCAGUUUGUCUGUAGCUAUGCCUUCAAGCUCAACAAGUUUCACUGAUAUUCCUUUAAGUAACAUGAGACAGGUUAUAGCUAAACGUUUAACAUUAUCAAAACAGACAAUACCACAUUACUACCUAAAUACUGAAAUUAAUGUGGACAAAAUUCUUAGCAUUAGGAAAGAUUUGAAUGCCACAUUGGAAAAGAGAAAGAUGAACAAAAUUUCUGUAAACGAUUUUAUUAUUAAAGCAGCUGCAUUAGCGUGUCAAAAAGUUCCUGAGGCUAAUUCAGCCUGGAUGGGUGAUUUCAUAAGAAGAUAUAACACAAUGGACAUCAAUGUUGCUGUUGCUACAGACAAAGGUCUUAUUACACCAAUUGUUUUUAAUGCAGAGAAAAAGGGACUUUCACAAAUAGCUCAAGAUGUAGCAGCCUUGGCUGCCAAAGCUAGAGAGGGAAAACUUCAACCUCAAGAAUAUCAGGGUGGCACAUUUACCAUUUCAAAUCUUGGCAUGUUUGGUAUCAAGAACUUUGCUGCUGUGAUUAACCCUCCACAGGCAUGUAUUUUAGCAGUAGGGGGAGCUGAACAGAGAGUUGUUGUAGCUGAUGGUGCUGUGGCAGAUGGAUCUCAACCUAAGUUUUCUACUGCUCAUAUUAUGACUGUGACACUCAGUUGUGAUCACAGAGUUGUAGAUGGUGCUGUUGGAGCACAAUGGCUUGCUGAGUUCAAACAAUUGAUGGAGAAACCUGAAUCAAUGCUACUUUAAGGACAUGUUUUAAUUUAAAACAACUAACUAUGAGUUACGUUCUCCACAGCUAACCAUAGUCGUAAAUAUUAGAUGACUAGUUUUCUUACUGUUACUGUCUUUGCAAUUGUUAUCUAAGAAAAAAUAACAUAAGAAACUGGACUUAUUUGUUGAAUUUGCUAGAUUAUUUUUUUCAUUUAUUGUAAUCAAUUCUAUUUUAUUAAAUAUUUGUACUGAUUGUUAAAAGUAUUUGAACUUAGUUUUGCUCAAAAUUAAUUUAACAGAUCCUAGUACAGUUGAAUUUUUAAAAGUUUUUAAACUGUCAUCUCAUUUUAGUAUCAGUAAGUAAAGUUUGCAUCUCAGGUUACAAUCCUGAAGAAAGAAAUAAAAGAUUUCAUUAUACUUGUUGUGAAUAAGGAUUCUGUUGAUUCAUUAUUCUGUUAAAAAAUAGAAUACCAACGUGCAACCAGAAAGCAUGAUCUAUGUCACUUGAGCAUGUAUAUAUUCUAGAUCUUCAGGAAUGACCUAUGCUAAUUUGAAUACUUGUAGUAGAUCAAGUUGCUUGAUAUAUUUUCUCUAAAAAAAUAUAUAUUUAGUUUGUUGUUAAUUAUGCAAUAAACAAAAAUUCAACUGUCCCCAAUAUACCUAUAAAAUUAUUUAACAGUAGUUAAGAUAAUAGAAGGAAUGUGCCGUAAUACUCACUUGUUUUAUGAAAUUGAAAAAGUAUACAAGUUCAUGCAUAGAUUUAUUUUUUGUGUGUGUAGAAGCUGUCAGGAAACUGUUGUGUGUUACACUGGAUAUUAUUUCUUAAUGUAUCCAGUGGACAAUGUGGUAAAGUAAAGCAGACAUGGAUAUGAAUGAAUGGUAGAUGCUCACCUUUAUGAUUUGGCAGGUUGUUUUUUUUUUUAAACUAAACAUUUUACAUUGUGUAGUCAAAUUUUAUGCAUAAAUUGGACAAUAUUUAAGAAAUAAAACAAUUGAAAAUUUUA
Physella acuta is the source of this 2591-nucleotide messenger RNA. RefSeq names its product dihydrolipoyllysine-residue acetyltransferase component of pyruvate dehydrogenase complex, mitochondrial-like. Gene Ontology annotation, cellular component: pyruvate dehydrogenase complex. The record is from RefSeq and is a predicted model, not a curated record. NCBI's taxonomy places the organism in Eukaryota, Metazoa, Mollusca, Gastropoda, Physidae. Gene Ontology annotation, molecular function: dihydrolipoyllysine-residue acetyltransferase activity. Gene Ontology annotation, biological process: pyruvate decarboxylation to acetyl-CoA.